CUGUGAAAACGAACUUCGUUGCACGUCUGGAGAGGAUCGGCGGUUGCCUCCCAGCAGGGGAGAAGUGUUAUCACUUUCAAACAUAUAAACACGAGCGCAUACAUCUACUCCUCCUCCUCUCUCUUCUCCCCCUCCGUUUCACCACAUCCACACAGCAUACAUCUCUCUUUCUUACCAUCACCUCCAUGCUCGACAUCUGUUCAUCGCCUCGACUACGACGAUCCGUCCUCAGGUCAUCCCUAGUCGACAUCACCAACACCCUCUCAUCCCCUCGCCCACCUGUACUCCCAUCACGCCCAACACUCCCUUCUCUACCACUCAAAUUCCUCCGCCGACGCAUCUGCGCAAUCUCCAAGCUUCCCCCCGAGCUCUUGCUACACGUCUGCGCCCUAGGCACCCUCGAACAUUUCUCAUUCCCCAUCCUCUUCUCCCAUGUCUGCCACCUCUGGCGCACGCUAGCACUCUCCACACCCCAACUGUGGACAACCAUCGUCCUCUCAAAAUCGUACGAUGACCUCCUUCCCCCAUCGUACAUCCACAGCAUACUCGAGCGUGGUCGAGCAGGACCAUUGGACCUGCGGCUAGACGUAGGGGUGUACAGAAAGGGCGCAGUCGCGGACGAAGCGGGUGCGGUCUGGCGAGCAGGGAUCAUACUGGAUACUGUCGAGCCCUGUGCAACACGAUGGCGAAGCCUGGAGCUCUCACUUCCGAGCGCGUUCGACCUGGAAGACUUCCUCCUCCGAACACUACCCCGCGCACAAUCGCUGGAGAAACUCGUCCUCCACCGAGCGGAUCACAACCGCCUGCGUUCCCCGAAUCCUCAACAACCACUCCAAGCGCUCUAUCUCCCCAGACUGCGGUACUUCCAGAUCGACGGCUUUCCUCUCCCGGGCGGCGUGCAGCGCUCCACACUCAUAGCGCUACGGGAACUGCACGUCCUCUCCAUCCCGGUAGACUUCCAGCCAACAGCGACAGAGUGGCUCGACCUCCUGCGGGGGAUGACGCAGCUCCGCCUCCUAGCGCUGGUAGGAGCUAUCAGGCGCACAGCAAGCUGCGACCUUGCACCAACUGAAGUGGUGCCCCUGCCCCUCCUGAGCAAACUGGAUAUCUCCCACACACCGAUUACGCCCGCGCUGUACUUCCUCUCCCACCUCCAAGCCCCAGCACUCCAAUCCCUAGUAGCCGGUUCGCCCCCUGCAGGAGCGUACGAGUCCCUCCAACCUCUCUGCUCGCUCCUUACACCGUGGCUCUACCCCCGGCUACGAAGACUGCGGCUCGGGUACGGCAGGCUAACACAAAGCGAGAUGAGGGUGUUGGAGGAGAGGGAUGGGCUGAGAGUAUUCGGGCCUGUGGGGUUGGCGGGUGUUGGAGGGCUGGAGAGGGCAGGUGGGGAGAGGGAGAGGGAACGGAGGAGGGAGGGAGUUGAGGGUGCUAAUAGGCGGUGGAGGGAGGGGCUGGAAGGGGGUUGGGAGGGAGCUACGUGAGCAAGGGGUGGUGGAUGAACUGGUUUGGUUGGUGGAUGGGACGAAUUGUGGGAGGGGGAGGUUGAUUGUCUGAGUUGAUGAGAAUUGG
Dacryopinax primogenitus is the source of this 1572-nucleotide messenger RNA. RefSeq lists its product as uncharacterized. Gene Ontology annotation, molecular function: protein binding. The record is from RefSeq and is a predicted model, not a curated record. The coding region runs from base 186 to 1484 and encodes 432 amino acids. The transcript is spliced from 2 exons. NCBI's taxonomy places the organism in Eukaryota, Fungi, Basidiomycota, Dacrymycetes, Dacrymycetales, Dacrymycetaceae.